This is a messenger RNA of Bursaphelenchus xylophilus (pine wood nematode), 216 nucleotides long. Lineage: Eukaryota; Metazoa; Nematoda; Chromadorea; Rhabditida; Aphelenchoididae. The record is from the annotation of a GenBank genome assembly.
AUGGAAAGGAAUUUGGCGAUUUGCAUUUCCCGAGCCCCAUGGAUGCGUCAGCAAACACACCACAGCCAACCCAGCACCCCUCCGUACUCCUGGACAUUAAAGGUGAGCGGGGGAAGAAAGGAGGAGGAAAAGACGGCGCUUCAACGACCUAUGAAACUCUAUGCAAACAGCCAAGGGGAAGAGUUGAGAUUGGAGGUGAAGGGCGAUCAGCCUUAG